This is a messenger RNA of Babesia ovata, 3300 nucleotides long. RefSeq names its product exonuclease family protein. The transcript is spliced from 5 exons. Gene Ontology annotation, molecular function: nucleic acid binding; protein binding. Bases 1 to 3300 code for a protein of 1099 amino acids. NCBI's taxonomy places the organism in Eukaryota, Apicomplexa, Aconoidasida, Piroplasmida, Babesiidae. The record is from RefSeq and is a predicted model, not a curated record. Gene Ontology annotation, cellular component: PAN complex; P-body. Gene Ontology annotation, biological process: nuclear-transcribed mRNA poly(A) tail shortening.
AUGAGAAACGGUAUUUUGAAGUACGACAGGUGGGAGGAUCUCGUUUGGGUCUACAAUGGGAUCCACUCCAACAUGCGGACUCCGCUUACGGGGUCGAUCGUCGGCAUAUCCGCCGAGGAUAACUCCGUUAAGUACAACCACUGGGGGAUGCAGAACGGCGGUCACUAUGGAGCGGGCAAGGGGUAUCAAUACAACGAGUACUGCGGCUGUUACAUGUGCACUGUGAACGCAAUACAGCCGUACGAAACGGGCCUAAUAGUGUCCAACGCGAAGGGAGUGGAGUUGGUUAACAGGGAUGGAGGUAGACGGAUGAGGCUUACAUCCGAAAGGGCUGAAUCGCAAAUCUCCAAUCAAGGGGCUGCACACAUCGUGUGCUCGCUUCUAAAUUGCACGCCUAACAACACCAACAUAUGGUUGGCUACAAAUGCAGAGGACCUUUUCUCCGUCGAUGCCCUCACGGGCCAAAUAUCCGGAACCAUGAAACUAUCGAAUGCGCCGAUGAGCGUGCCGGAUUCAGUGGACCAGAUCACGGCAGUGGCAAAUUUAAACGGUGACAAUUCCGCCAGUUCGUGUAUAAUGUCAUACCACCAGCAGUACGACGUACCGCAUGGCCAUGACGCCGAACAACCAGCAGAGUUCUACCCGCAAAACGAAGCUUACAAUGCAAGCGCAUCAUCUUUGGAGAGUAUCGCCAGGAAAUACGGAAGUUUUGAGGCGAUACCGGAGUUCAUCCCGUCAUCGGGACGGGUAGAUCGGCCCAAGAAGCUGUUCACGAAACAUAAGAUGCCGCAAGAGAAGACGUCGGGGGCCAUUGCGCUUGGAUAUGCGAUACAGUCGCAGAAUUAUGCGGCUGCAGAAAAGGCAUAUCCCGACACCAUUUGUGUGGGGAUGCUCUCAGGCCUCCUGCACGUUGUGGACCACAGGAUGCAAAAGGUGGCGCACACCGUGGAGGCACACUCUAACGCAGUUGGAAGCAUAUCGGCGUACGGAAACUAUGUGGUCACCACUGGGUGCUACUUAUAUGGUAACACUCCCAUCUAUGAACCGUUGUUGCAGGUGCAUGAUCUGAGGAUGGGCAAUACCGGCUCCAUCUGGGUUGGCAGCCCGAUAAAGGCGACGGCCGUGGUUCCCAGCAGCAACAAGGUUGUCGCGCUCAGGGAUGAUGGCGGGUUCUUCGAGUGCGACCUAACUACUAUGGAGUUCGUGAAGUACCCAAGGUUGAACGAUGGGCAUUCGUGGAUCUACCACGAUAUCGAUGUAAGCGUUGACAUAAGUAAGGGGGUGUACCGGGUGUUUAUGGCGGAUGAGGUCUAUGCAGUCAACAGUAUAGAACUCCCGAACGAAGUUGGUGCGGCCUACGAAAUGGAUCCGGCAAAUCUGAAGCCCAUCUUCCAAAAAAUAAAAGAUCAGAACAAAUACUCCAACACCACGCAUUUUGCUUCCAUGAUAGGAACGUUUCACGGCGACCUGGUUCAGGUGUUCGUGCAAGUGUUCUUCUUCCUAGAAAGGCUCACCUCCAUACGGUAUCAUAGCUGCGAAGUGGAGCACUGCCUAACGUGCCAAGUCGGGUUUGCGAUGCACAUGUUACAUGUGGCGCAUGAAAACAUGAAGCAGGGGAUUGUGGAGGAAGAAUGCAAAUUUACGCCUGCCAAAAGAUCCGAGUUACGCGCGACGCAGCUCCAGGAACUCAUGCCGGUGGACAGAUCGGAGACUUCCGCGUCCUCCAUCCAGCGGUUGCUGCUCUGGAUCAUUGAAAAAAUGAAUUCUGAGCUCGACACGUACUACGGCAGAGACGAACGUGGUUAUGCAUCUAAUGAAGUACAGCUAAUCAAAAAUGUCUUCGGGUUUUCGAAAACGGUGGACUCAAAAUGUGCAAACGGACAUCGCACCACAAAGACGCUGGAAAAUGAAUUCUGCUUGGACUACACCCUAUUCGUCUCCGGACAGGCGGACGAUGAGGAGAUUGUGUCAUACUGCACUGAGUGCAAAAAGCUUGUCCGCACCAAGUACCACACCGAAGUCAGCAAAACGCCGAACUUUAUGAUAGUGCACUGCAACCAAGAUCAGCAAGGGGAGCAGGUGACGCGAAUCGAUGAGCACGUCACCUUCAAGGAUGACGCAUACGAGCUCAUAAGCGUCCUUUUCUCCGUGCCGCCCGAGGACUCAAGCUACCGACUACUGGCGUACAUCAGAGUGCCGCAGACCAUGAAGGACAAACAAGAAUGGAUCCUUAUCAACGAUGGCUACGUAUGCGAGCUCGCCGAGGAGGACCUCGAACAGAUGCUGGAUUUCUCCGCGCCCUGGAAGCGACCGAUCACCCUGAUAUACCGCAAGAAAGCUUUAGGCGCAAUCAAGGACAUAGACCCGGCAGCAAACGCGGAGAUGACCGUUGUGAACAUCAACGGUCGCAUUGUGCCGCUGCCGAUACCAAGCACUAAGGUGCCGAUCCCGGCGUCUAUUUUCAUCUCCGAGUCCAACAUCGCUCACAACCCAAGGGCACACGAUAAAUAUCGCACUUUUGUGCCACUGUCGGUCAACGAGCUGCUGUCGCUGCACCUAAGGGAAUUCAUCGUCGCCCUGGACAUCGAAGGGGUCGAAACUGGAAAUGAAAGUUUGGGGCUCACGAGCCAUCGCUCAUUACCGGACGACAAUGCAGUUUCAAACGCGAGUUUACAGCAGAAGAAAAGUUUCUUGUACUCGGCCAAAGAGGAUGGAGACCAAAAUCUAGCAUCAAUUGCCAGGGUCAGCGCCGUUAGGGGCUCGGGAGAGGCAUCUGGCGUCCCGUUCUUGGACCACUACAUUCAUCGGAGAAAACCGCCAAAGGACUACCUCACGAGGUUCUCUGGCAUCCACCACGGUGAUCUGGACUUGAAGUCCUCGGUACACUGGCUGACAACACGGAAGGCCAUAUACAUGAAGAUCAGGUACCUCAUUGACGCCGGGUGCAAGAUACUGGGGCACGGUCUGGAGCAGGAUUUCAAAAUGCUCAACAUCGUCGUCCCGCACGGCCAAGUAAUCGAUACGGUGGAGCUGUUCAGGCUGCCAAGAAGAAGAUACAUAUCGCUACAGUAUUUGGCUGCAUACAUACUCCACCAGCAAAUACAGCGCGGCGAGCACGACUCCGUGGAGGACGCUAAAGCCGCACUGAACCUCUACAGGAAAUAUUUGUUGUACGAUCGCAACGGCGAACUGCCAGCCAUGCUAGCGGAACUUUAUGACGUCGGUUACAAGACGAACUGGGUGGUAACCGACCUAGAGCCUCCCCAAAGGGGGCCCGUACGGCACGUGAGGCGAAUGUAG